Symbiodinium sp. CCMP2592 is the source of this 426-nucleotide messenger RNA. The record is from the annotation of a GenBank genome assembly. NCBI's taxonomy places the organism in Eukaryota, Dinophyceae, Suessiales, Symbiodiniaceae.
GUUGUGCUUCGGGACGUACAUCAUUUGGACGGCAUAGUCAUGGCUCUGGGCGCAUUGGGUACUGUGUCUCAGUUUGACAAUGUCGAGCAUCUGAAUCGCGAGGCUUGGAGCCGCAUGAAGAGCGGAGAGUUCGAGGGGCACAAGAUGUCAGUGGCCGAUACGGCUUUGCGCACCGCGAAGGAGCGGCAGCGCGCUGGUUUGGUCACAGCUUCAGCAGCCGUCGACGUCACGCAACAGCUUCUUCUUCUGCGUGGAGGCGGAGGACCUGCUCGUAAGCGGCGCAAAUUCGCCGAUGACAGCUUGGCUUUCAUCAAUUGUGCUCAGACGUGGCAAGCGGAUGGGUUGCGACGUCAGGCGCCCCUAUGCUUGUGCUUAGGAUGGCCAGCGCACACCACCUUGAAUCUUACGCCCCGGAGCCUAACGUAG